Molecule: messenger RNA, 9066 nt
Organism: Rhincodon typus (whale shark)
Lineage: Eukaryota; Metazoa; Chordata; Chondrichthyes; Orectolobiformes; Rhincodontidae
Product: proton-coupled amino acid transporter 4
Exons: 12
Coding region: 854-2440 (528 amino acids)
Biological process (GO): amino acid transmembrane transport; L-alanine transport
Cellular component (GO): vacuolar membrane
Molecular function (GO): L-proline transmembrane transporter activity; L-alanine transmembrane transporter activity
Source: RefSeq, a predicted model, not a curated record
AAUGGGAUUGAGAAACAUAUCAAUCUUGAUCGAAUGGCAGAGCAGACUUGAUGAUCUGAAUGACCGAAUUCUUCUCUGAUAUUUAUUGGGCAAUUAAAGCCAUAAAACUACUGCAAACACAUUCCAAAGGUCUGGUGUAAAAAAAACCUAAAUUCAUUGGAAUAUCAAGUGUCCAGAUAAGUGAAUCAGGAAAUUAAAAUCAAGGGAAGAAAAUCUGUGUGGAAAAUGCAUGGGCCCAGUCUGCCAGAAAGAAAAUACUAAAUUUAAAUAUUCCCUGGGCAAGCAGUCGAGAGACUGUACAUUCACUUUCAGAAGAGCACACAUUUAGCCUGAGACAGGCUCUGCGCACACGCAGUCUGGGCUCGGUGGGGAGGGGAGAGGAGACUGCACAUGCGCUCUCUCUGGGUUUUGACAUUUGUGUUUUGGGGAUGUGCAGGGGGGCUGAGUUCUCACGGUGUGACUGUGUUUGUAUCUGUUUCAUCAAUGCCCGACUCAUGCUGCAGUUAAAACUGGCCGUUGACAGUGUGGGCAUUCCUGAGAGGCUGACGCCGGGGAAGAUCGACGCCUGCUCGGUGGACUUGUAGUUUUUGAAUUUGCUUCCUCCAAGGGGUUAAUAUUUCCUGCGAAGUGGGAGGAUAAAACAUCAGACUCACGUUUAUCUCGAGCAGCGGCCUGUCAAAAUUUAUAUCUGAAAACGCCAGUAUUCUCUCUCUCUUUUUGUUGCUUAGAAUUGGUUUGAAGCAAGGAAAUCGGUUGUAGGAGGAGGCGGCGUGUGACGUGGCGCAGCAACUGACAUGGAGCCCGGGGAGGAAAUAGGCAAGGAUGCCCCAAGGCAUGGUAUGUUGUCAAGACCAUGCCGACACUGACAACGGAUGAAUGGACACCACGCAACAGUUGCCAGACAGGAAUGUUUCCUCCCAGUUGGGGAACACUUCAGUGGUCAAGGACAUUCAGCCUCCGAUCUUUGGACAUGGACGUUAUGAAACCUCUAAUAGGAGUGACUCAUAGUUCUGAAAGUAUAUCAGAUGAAGAACAAGAAACUGAAUUAACAGACUUACAAUUACGACAACCUGGUGAUGAAGAGGGAAUCUCGUUUACCCAGACAUUAAUUCAUUUGUUGAAAGGAAACAUUGGAACUGGGCUCCUAGGUUUGCCACUUGCAGUCAAAAAUGCAGGUCUUAUGCUAGGACCGGUCAGUCUUGUGCUCAUGGGAAUUGUGGCAAUUCAUUGUAUGCAUGUUGUAGUCCGCUGUAGUCAUCACUUCUGUCAAAGAUUUCAGAAACAAGGUCUGAGUUAUGGGGACACAGUCACAUUUGCUUUGGAACAAGGACCACUCUUAUAUCUUCGAAACAAGGCUUCAUGGGGAAGGGUGACUGUUGAGUUCUUCCUCGUCAUUACGCAACUGGGAUUUUGCUCAGUUUAUUUUGUUUUCCUUGCUGCUAACAUGAAACAGGUGGUGGAAGGAUUUUUGAAGAAUCAUACGCGUUACAAUGACUUGAACGUUACCAGCAGUCCAGCUGAUGAGUGGAACGUUGAUGCAAGGAUAUACAUGCUCAGCUUGCUUCCUUUUUUGAUCAUCUUUGUUUUUAUUCGUGAUCUCAAGUACCUUGCAGUAUUCUCUUUUUUGGCAAAUCUCUCAAUGGCUGCCAGUCUUGUUAUCAUCUAUCAGUAUAUUAUUAGGGACAUGCCUCAUCUAUGGAAGCUUCCUUUGGUUGCCAGUUGGAAAAAAUAUCCGCUUUUCUUUGGCUCUGCAAUAUUUGCUUUCGAAGGAAUAGGGUUGGUUCUUCCUUUGGAAAAUAAAAUGAAGCAAAGAAAACGUUUUCCACGAGCACUAAACAUUGGAAUGGGCAUCGUCACAGCUUUAUAUGUUUCAUUGGCUACUCUUGGGUAUCUACACUUUGGUGAUAGCGUUCAGGGCAGUAUCACGUUAAACCUUCCACAACACAUAUGGCUAUACCAGCUGGUGAAAAUCCUUUACUCCUUUGGGAUCUUGGUAACUUAUACAGUCCAGUACUAUGUUCCAGCAGAGAUCAUUCUUCCAACUGUUUCUGCGCAAGUACCUCCAAGAUGGAAGCUACUUUGUGAUCUUGUGGUCCGAACUCUUCUUGUUUGUCUAACCUGUGCCACAGCUAUCUUAAUUCCGAGACUUGAUUUAGUAAUUUCAUUUGUUGGAGCAGUCAGUAGUAGUGCUUUGGCUCUCAUCUUUCCCCCCUUGCUGGAGAUCAUCACUUUUUCUGGAGAAGGAAUCUCUGUCUGGUUGCUCCUUAAAGACAUCUUUAUUGCAUUGAUUGGAAUCAUUGGCUUCCUGACUGGAACAUAUGUGACUGUUGUGGAGAUCAUCUACCCAGAUACAGCAUCAGUAGUUAAGCCUACUACAAGUUCUUCCAUCUACUUUAACUCUACUAUAUUGAAUUCUUGGGCCAAUAAUUCAAGCUUAUGAGCAAAAAGUACUUUGGAGCUGCUAUAUUUCGAGGAAUUAUGGGAACUAUCUACAACUAUGUAGCUUAGAAAACAAUGAGUGAAAAUGGAAAUACUACUUAAAUUGAAUGCUUAAGCUGUUCACUACAAUUUCAAGGAUCUUACAUACUUGCAUGUAAGACAUAAUAGUUGUUGAGAAUUUGGUUGUAGCUGCUUUGUAAAUUAUUUUUGUGUUGGUUGUGUGUUUGGCUCAAUAAAGUAGGCACUUUGUAUAAUGUGACAAUGCUGCUCUGUGGCAGUUGUAUAUAAAGGUGGGUGACAUAGGUUGGCAUGCAGGUUGUUUUCCCCCUUUGCUUGUGAGAUGUAUUUUUUCUGCUCAACAUCUCUCUAAUGCUAUGCCAGAAAUAGGAACAUGACUGAAGAGUUGUAAAAUUGAAACAAUGUAUUCCUUGGUGCAGUACAUGAUAUAUUUUAUCCCAGUUCUUUUGUAUCAUAUAUUUUAACCAUAAGGAUUAAGUCAGAGAUAAUGUAAAAACAUAUUGAUUUACCCAGUGAAAAUUGGGAGAAGGAGUAUGACAGUGUUCUCAUAAAAUUUUUGUAGUACUCCCCUCUGAUUCUGUCAUCCUGUAAACUACACAGUGUAAUACCUGUCCCUUCAGAGUAUUAGGAUAACAGCAGAACACCCAAUCCAGCAGAAUUAGCGCAAUUAACCUCCUGUAACACUUCAAAUGUGCUCUGCUGACGCCCUCCACUCCUGAACUUCUCCAAAAUAAAAUGUUUUGAGAAAUUUGGCAACAAAUGAAAUCUGGUUUUAUUCAGACAUUUGGAGACGGAAAGGACUGCAGAUGCUGGAAGCUAGAGUCAAUAAAUGUGAAGCUGGAAAAGCACAGCAGGUCAGACAGCAUCAAGGAGCAGGGAUUUCAAUGUUUCAGUCCAAAACCCUUCGUCAGGACGGAGUCUGGUUCUAUGCAGUAGCCUUCACGUGAGUAUCGUGCAUAAGUUCAAAGCUAAUAUGGUAUCAGCCCAGCAACUCCAGCUGAAACUUGCUACACUCCAGUUCUUAGACCUAUGGUUUGAACUCAACCUUCAGUGACGUCCACAUAUGAAUUUUAUCAAUUAUAACUUUUUUCAAGUUUUCCAUUGAAUCUCAAUAUAGACCAUGCAAAUAGUUGGUCUAACACAUGGGGGGGUGGGUGUGGUUGAGAAGUAAAGGAGUAGAAAUUAUUGUAUGGACAUGCCAGCUCACUACGCUGUAUGAGAUACUGUUUAUGAGGAGGGUUGCUGCCAUCAUCUUCUUUAAGCAUAGGAAACUCUAGGGCCUAAUUGGUCGAUGAAAACCACUUCCUGGUCUAGUAGAAGACUUUUUACUAAGUUACCAAGAUAUAGUUUAUUGCAUGUUAGCAACUAGUUAUAGGUUACAUUGGUAUAAUAGAUAAUGUUACAGAGACUCUGAGGAGGACCAGAUGUUGGGUCACACUCCCUCAAGAUUCUAAAUUGUUUCCACCCCAUAUGUUCAUAUGAUAACAUAGUAGAUCAUGCUUGUACAUGCCUCAGCAUUAACUCUUUCAGUUACAAAUACAACUGAAAUCCUCAAAGAAUGAUACCAUGUUUCUCAUAUUGAUACCACUUACUAAGGUAUUCAACUUCAUUUGUGCCACCAGAUACCAGAAUGGUGUUUAAAGACAACAAAAGCAGGAAUAUUAAAAGUUAGAAAUUAAAGCAAGUACUAUUGUAGACAAUAUCUGCAACUGUUUGAUUGAGCUCUAAUCUUCUAAUAUAGAUUGUAACUUUUUGAUUUGUUCACUAACUUGUAAUCUAUGUAAAAUCUCCUUUGCAACAACUGUUGUUUUUGUUCCAAUAUACAGUUUAAUAUGGAGUGCCUAUGGAAAAGGGAACAGACUUAGAAAAAUACAGAUUUCCGAAUAAAAAUGUAAAUGUUGUCACUAAUAAUAUAAUACUAUUGAAAUUUAGUUGUCAUUGGGCUCUAUAGAGGAGUUGGGAUUAAAAUAAGGUUAAAUAUUUCCUUCUUAAAUUAACAAAAUAGUCAUGUUUGUCAGAAGAAAAAGAUCAGCAGAUAGUUAUUUGAGUGUGUAGAACUUUCUCAUUGCUAAGAUUAAUGAGAAUAACAUUUAGCUAUUUUAGAAAUAAGAGUGUAGAGAUAUCCAUCUGCUUAAGGACUCAAUUUAUGUCAUGUUUUUACAAAUAACCAUUAUUAGCAAUUGCUGCUUAUUCUGCUAAAAUAAACUGAAGUACUGUAUUUGAUCAUUCUAAAAUUGCCCCCACAGCAGUCAGGAAAAAAGGAUGCCCUAGAGUUAUUUAAAUGAUAUUCGGCUUCAUUCAAAUAAGUCAUCUGUUAGUAACUUUGGACUGACAGGGGACUUCUAAACCUACUUCUGCUUGUAUUGGUUGCUCAAAAGAGUUCAAAAUUGUCCUGAGUUAUUUAUGGGAAUGUAGAACAAUUUCUGCUCUGGGACUGGUGAAUAAAGUUACUCUGCCAACAGGAGUAUGUGGUUCAGUGCACCACUGGGGCUGCGAGAGGAGUAAUUUGUUAAUUAGCAGCACAUUAUAGCAUCAAGCAGUAAUGAUGCUGUAAUUAUCAUUCACUCUGCACAAAAAAAGCAAAACAAAUUCAUCACUUUUCUCAGUGGAACAGCAAGGCAGAAAGAUAGUUCCAGGCUCCACCAAGAAAACUGACUUCCUCAGGUCUAGGGCAUAAUUACCUACAUCCUUAUAGCCUUGCAUGCUCCAUAUAAAGAAAUUGGAAUGUACAUAAACAGGAAGGACUUCCAUUGACUGACCACCAGGAACCUAGAGGAGUGUUACCUUUGGAGUCACUCCUCUAUAGAUCUCUAGCUGACAAGCAAUUAGAGUUAGGAAACAAAGGUUUCACUGUCAAUACAGGUGUUCAGGCAUUCUGCAAUAUAACCUUGAGAGCCAGUGUCCAGAAUCACUGUAAUUUAUUGCAUGCUCUAUAAUUUUGCCCUACAAAAGUGGAGGCAGCAUUCAAGACCAAGAUAAAUAGUCAAAUCAAGAUUGUCAAGGAAGACCAGCCACUACCAAACCUGCCAGACUAAUAUAAUAAAUGCUUUGUUAGAAUUGUCACCAUUCUCUCGCACCAACAGUCUUUCCUACCAUCAGCCUGAUAAAUAUCUCCUGCUUCAGCAUAGGUACUGGAACUUUCUCGCGACCAAAUACCCAUGAGACCAAAGAAAUUGCACGGGAACAAAAUGGUCCAAAAUGGUUCUCUUUACAGUUCAGAACAAAUAAUGUGGAAAAUGAACUAUCAUCUUGAGACAAAUCCCGACCACCUGUCUUAACAAUGCUUUCAGCUAAUCUGGUGCCGUUACAAGAAUAUACCCUAAUGACUCAGGCAUGUAAUUAGUUUAGCAAUUUGGUUGGAGAGCAGGUAUGCAAUCAUUCGGAGACAGAAGUGUAUGUGUUUCAGUCAUGAUGACACAGUCCUGCUACCCUGCAGGAGAAUACAGUGUAUUGGUGAUGUGACGAUUUGAUUGCACUUUGGGCCUUAAAAGUUGGAGAAAAUGUUGGAAUCUAGAGCCAUCAAAGCAGGAGCCUGAGCUCCCAUUUGUCAUCAGAGCUCCAUGACCGACGGCCUUGGUACAGUGCUCAGAGAUGAUCAAGUAUUCCAUAUUUACUGCAUUGGUUCUAAGCCUUCUGCACUGAUACUACAUAAAUUGGGAGCUGUCUUUUUCUGAAUGUCAAAUAUUUUAUGAAGACUUCUUGGCAGACAGUCUGAUACAUUGAACGUUUGGGUGGUCAAAUUAGCAGUCAUCUUUAUAUGUAUCAUUUACAACCAUACUAGGAUGCAAAUUCACCCUCCAACGAGCUGUUGCUUGGGCCUGCACACUUAAAUAUCGUUGCAUAGUAUGACUCACUGUAUACAAUGCCCUCCAACUGAGCCUUUAACUAAAAGAGAUGACAAUUUCUGACCUGACGCCUACAAGGCAGUUUUGUCUUCCUCCUCUGCUGAAACUACACCCAUUAUUUGUGAUGGAUUAGGAAACAAAAAUAGGGGAGUUAACCGAAGCAAUCGAGUGGCAGCAAUAUCAUUUCAAACUGUUUCAUAUGAGGAAAAAAACAAAAUCAGAAGAGAAAAAGGUGACACGAGUACAGACCUUAAGUAGCAUGUCCUCUAGCCUCGACAAGUGUGAUGUUCUUGAUGUGUGCUCUAGCAACUAACUUCAGUGCAGACUCUUUCAGCGAGCUCAGGACUUGUGAAGAUAAUGGCCCUCCACCUGUAUUCUCCUAUUUCUUGGUAUUAUAUGCCAGUCAGUCCUACAAAAUAAAAGAAAAUGUGCUGGUGUGUGGCAGGCUGGAAGGUUUGAAAGGGAUUCAUGUCAACAUUGUAUAUGUUUUUGAAAGAUUCCAUAGGUGUGGGUACAGGAUGUUAUUUGCACCAUUGUAGAAGGUGCAAAGUUAACCAGUAACAUCAGUAGAAGAUUAAAUGGAGUGUGUGGACUGAAUGAAUGAGAGGAGUUGCUAAGCGGAGUCAGAAGACUAGAGCUAAACCAGGGUCAAUUGUGGUAUAGGCAGCCAGAAUAAAAGAGAUGUGUGAAAGAAUCUGGUCAAAUCAUGAAUUUCCUGAGCCAUUGUGUUCAUGUCCUAGGAGCAAUGCUCCAUUACAGUAACCUGCUCUGUCAGUGCUGCUGUGACCACUACCAUUGGUUAUUUGCCUGACAGCUUUCACCAAUUGUCUGGAAAGAGCACCAUCUCCACAUGAACUUGGAGAACAUAUUCAAAAACUUAAGGCAUGUUGUAGAAUUUGUCCAAGCAACUACACUUUAUAGCGAUGAUACAAAGAAAUGUUGCAAAGCAUCAGCAUGUACCUUCUCUUUAAAAAGUGCAGGUUGUUUUAAGUUGAGUCACCAAUGACCAAUAUUCAUCCAUAAUCAGCAAGGUACCAAUAAACCACACAAGCUAUGCUGUCAACUCAUCAAUGAAAUAAUUAAGUUACAAACAUCAAUUUUACUCCAGCCUCUUGCUGAUAUUAUUGAUAGCACUUUGUACCUAUUUUCAACACAAGCUGAAUUUGAACCUAUCAGUUCCCGUGUAUAAGUGUGUAGUAACAUGUUUUCCUAACGUUUUAUCUUACCUUUUACAUAUUAUCUGGAAUUUCUGGGGAGGUCCUGUCAAAGGAGUUUGGUAGAAUUGAUGGAGUUAUAGUGGCAGGUUUUGAAAAAACACAUUAUGCCAGCCAUUUUCUAAACUCCUGGACAAUAAAAAUUAUAGAAAAACUAUAGUAUUCAUUAAAAGUCAUAAUUUGUCUUACCCAGCUGGAGACCUUAUUUUCAACAUUCAGCAUACCAGAGAGUCCAUCUUUUAUGGAGCUAUACAUUUUUUCUGAGAAACCAACUGGAAAGGAUUUGCAUUGAAAAAGCUUUGGUGGAAUUUUAACUAAGUAUUAUGAAGCUACUGUGAAAAUAUUGUUUAUUAUUUUCAUUGCAGUCAUAGCCUUCAAGUGAAUGGGAAAAUAAAUCAAACUGAAGUUCAUUGACACUAUACACUGAAUGAUAUCAGGUGUAAGUCAAUCCCAAGAUAAUUAAGUUUCUAAUACUUGAUAAGAUAAGCAAUAUGUGGAAUAUAAUAUAAUUUUUGAUAGCUCAUUCAAAUGAUAAAAAUUGUCAUGACAUAUAUUUGAUAUUUCAGAGAUGAGAAAGUUUUUCUGUAUAUAUUUGGGUGAAUCAUAAUUAACUGUCAUCAACAGUGUGCAGUUUUCUAGAAUUCUUUUAAUAUUGAAUUCAUUAGUUCUGUUAGGGCUACAGUAGGCAUUAAAUGGACCAUAUAUCCAUCCCAACGUGUUAAUUUAUAGACCCUUGGAAAAACAAUGUAAUUUGAACCGUUCUAUGAGCCAUUUGCAUAGGUGAAAGCAUUACUAUAGCAGUCAGAAUUAAAAUGUAAUUGUUCUCUACAUUAGCAAUACAUAUUAAAUAUAAUCCUGUUUCAAAGCACACCAGUAAUGACCAUGAGAACAGCUUUUUUAUUGUAUUACAGUUAUUAGUACAAAUUUGAUUAUCAUGAUUAAUAUUAAAUGCAAAAAUAUGUAACUGGAGAUACAAGAUAUUGUCAUCUUUUGAAUCAUCUUGAAUAUUUAUCAUAUUCUUGUAUUUUCUUUCUUAUUAAGGUCUUUCUACACAGGUACAACUUCAUUUGCUUAAUUGUUUGUGCCCCCUCUGACUUCAUGUCAUUGUACUUCAACAGUUGUACAGUCAGGUUUAAUUAUAUUCUAUUGUUUCAUGUCAAAAGUAUUAAUGUAGACUAGAGUAAAACUAAAUAUAUCUGUUUCUUCAGGUUGAUUCCAAUCCUUGACGUUUUUAAACUGCUACAUACCUGCACUUGUGUCAAACUAGACUGUUUAUCUAAAAUGAUCUACUAAGUGUACACUUAUAAUCUGAUGAGGUAUUGGGGUUCGAUUACAGGUUAAUCCAUUAUAAUCAUGCUGUAUUUUGUUAACCUAUCUAAUCAGAUAAACUGGCUACAGACUUCUAUAAUAUGUUGAUGUAAUAAUAAUGCACUGUUGUAGAUAAAGUGUACUGUAUCUGAUGGUUAGAAAACUUUUAAAAUGGUUAUAUGUUAGAAGACUUUAGUGUAAAAUAUUUUUGGAAAAUUUGAAAUAUAUUUGCUUUUGUAAAA